This is a messenger RNA of Propithecus coquereli (Coquerel's sifaka), 3939 nucleotides long. RefSeq names its product FYVE, RhoGEF and PH domain containing 6 (gene FGD6). Gene Ontology annotation, molecular function: guanyl-nucleotide exchange factor activity; metal ion binding. The record is from RefSeq and is a predicted model, not a curated record. Gene Ontology annotation, biological process: regulation of GTPase activity. NCBI's taxonomy places the organism in Eukaryota, Metazoa, Chordata, Mammalia, Primates, Indriidae. The transcript is spliced from 17 exons. The coding region runs from base 19 to 3939 and encodes 1306 amino acids. Gene Ontology annotation, cellular component: cytoplasm.
CGAGCCGCACGGGGAAUCAUGACUUCUGCUGCGGAGAUUAAAAAGCCACCAGUGGCCCCCAAGCCAAAGUUUGUUGUGGCAAAUAAUAAGCCAGCUCCUCCUCCUGUUGCACCUAAACCUGACAUUGUGAUUUCUAGUGUUCCGCAGUCAACAAAGAAAGCCAAACCGGCUAUCGCUCCGAAACCAAAAGUUCUGAAGAGUUCUGUUCGAGACGUUGGGCAGUCACCAUCAAGGAAAAUUACUUCAAACCUGGAAGAGCAUAAACAAGAAUUACCUGAAAACACUGACAACUUUAAUUGCAAAAAUAUAGGAGAUCAGAAUAGCGAUUGUACUUUACCAACGUGUUCCUGUGGUUCUGAGUGUAUCCAUAAGCUUGGAAAUAGAGAGAAUUUGUAUGUAAAGCAGCUUGUUUUAGAGCCCCUGGAAAUGAAUGAAAAUUUAGUAAAUAAUAAAAUUGAUGAGUCUUUGACUAUAAAAACUAUGAGUAAAUAUGAUUCUCAUGGUGAAAAGGUCAAGAACCAGACUAAAGUAGUUUUAAAGGCAAGCAUCCUAGAAGAGAAGCUCAAAGAUGUCUUAACACACCGAACGUCACCUUUUAUUUCCUCAAAGAAGCACAGGUCUGCAGACAACCCAGAAAUGAAUGGUGGCUGUAAUUCAAACAGACAGUUCAGAAUUCAAUUUGCAGAUUUGUCACCUUCCCUGUCCAGCUUUGAAAAUGUUCGUGAUCAUCACAGUUGCCACUUACAGCUUCCUAGUGAUGAAUUUCAAAAUUUUGAAAUUUGUCAGGGUAGCAGUGAAAAAAGCAAUAAUUACUUUCAUUCAUCCAAACUAGAAGCUCUAGAAAAUAGUAAAAGAGGUACUUUUAUGUCUUCAGAUGAAGUUAGUGGAAAAUCAGAAGUCAAAGACCUUGGCCCCUUAGAAAUUCACUUAGUACCAUAUACCCCCAAAUUUCCAACUCCCAAGCCCAGAAAGACACGCACUGCUCGUCUGUUACGCCAAAAGUAUAUAGAUAAUCCUAGUGAAAGUACUGAAGACCCAGAAAAUUCAAACAGUAGCUCUUCUUGUCUUAUCGAAGAUAGUUUGAAAAACAAUGAAAUCAGUGUUCUUCAUCAAAAUGUCUUGUGUAACCAAGAACAGGUGGACAAAAUGAAUCCAGGAAAUAAAAGUGAAUUAAAUAUGGAUUCCAACAGUGACAGACAGGACUUAGUCAGUUCACACAAAGCCCUGGGUCAUGAAACAUCUUCCUUUGAAAAAAUGACUCCCUCGUUAGAUACAGACUCUAAUUUGAUUUCUGACAGCACUACAAUUGAUGGUUCUACUAUGUCACUUGCUCCGGACAAAGGGACCAGUUUUAUAAGAUGCAGUACUCUAUCUAUGAGCCUGCCUAAGCAGCUCAAAUUAACUUGCAAUGAACAUUUGCCUACUGCCUGUAACCUGGGGGUUUCUGCUCCUCAAAUGCAAAAGGAAUCUGUAAUAAAAGAGGAAAGUUCCUCAAGAAUUGUCCCUAAAAAACCUCAAAGACACAGCUUGCCUGCUGCAGGAGUGCUUAAAAAGGCCGCAUCUGAGGAGCUUGUGGAGAAAAGUUCUUAUCCCUCAAAUGAAGAAAGAAAUUCAGAGAAAGGUCUAGAAAGAAAUCAUCUUCAGCAUUUGUGUGCCCAGAACCAUGGUGUGUCAUCCUUCUUUGAUAUGCCUAAACAGACUUCAGAAAAGCCAGUGUGGAAGUUACCUCAUCCUAUUUUACCCUUUUCAGGGAAUCCAGAAUCCUUGAAGUCUAUCACCAUAUCCUCAAAUAGUGAGCCUUCACCUGCCCUAACCAAGCCUAGAGCAAAAUCAUUAUCUGCUGUGGAUAUGGAAAGGUGCACUAAACCUUGCAAGGACUCUACAAAGAAAAACUCUUUUAAAAAGUUGCUCAACAUGAAACUGUCCAUCUGUUUCAUGAAGAGUGACUUUCAGAAAUUUUGGUCCAGGAGUAGCCAACUUGGAGACACAACCGCAGGCAACCUCUCCCGUAGGGAACAGAAGGGGAUUGAAGGUGAUUGGCAUGGCUUGUUGGUAGGAGAAGGGAAGAGAAGUAAACCUAUCAAGGCAUAUUCUGCAGAUAACUCCAGCCUGGAAUCUCAAAAAAAGAGAAAGAAGUCUCGGGCCCAGGCCAGUGCGGCUAAUGGUCUGAGAACUGAGUCUUUGGAUGACCAAAUGCUCUCUAGGGAGUUGUCACCUCCGGCACCUUGCAAGUCUGUUACAAGCCUCUGUGCCCCAGAGUAUGAAAAUAUACGCCAUUAUGAGGAAAUACCAGAGUAUGAGAACUUGCCAUUUAUUAUGGCCGGAGGGAAAACUCCGGAGUUGGAAUGGCACAAUUCCAGCAGCCUAGAGGACACUGAUGCAAAUGUGUAUGAGGUAGAAGAGCCAUAUGAAGCUCCAGAUGGCCAGCUGCCACUUGGACCCAGACAUCAGCAUUCCAGUUCUGGAGCGUCCCAGGAGGAACAGAAUGAUCUCGAUAUUGGUCUUGGUGACCUUCCCUCUGAUGAGGAGGAAGUCAUCAACAGUUCUGAUGAAGACGAUAUCAGCUCUGAGUCCAGUAAAGGAGAGCCUGACCCACUGGAAGAUAAACAGGUGGAUGUGUUAAAACUUUUGCAUAUUGACUUCCGGGAUGCGGUAGCCCAUGCUUCCAGGCAACUUGGGAAACCAGUGAUUGAGGACCGGAUUCUAAAUCAGAUCCUGUACUACUUGCCUCAGCUCUAUGAGCUCAACCGGGAUCUCCUGAAGGAACUGGAGGAAAGAAUGUUGAACUGGACUGAACAACAGAGAAUUGCUGAUAUCUUUGUAAAGAAGGGACCCUAUCUGAAAAUGUAUUCUACAUACAUCAAAGAAUUUGAUAAGAAUAUAGCUUUGCUGGAUGAACAGUGCAAGAAAAACCCAGGCUUCGCUGCCGUCGUUAGAGAAUUUGAGAUGAGCCCACGCUGUGCUCACCUGGCCCUCAAGCACUACCUCCUCAAGCCGGUUCAGCGGAUCCCCCAGUACAAGCUGCUGCUGACAGAUUAUUUGAAGAAUCUCAAAGAAGAUGCUGAUGCCCUUGCUGUUGUCAUAGAGGUAGCCAACCAUGCCAAUGACACCAUGAAGCAAGGAGACAACUUUCAGAAACUUAUGCAAAUUCAGUACAGCUUAAGUGGACACCAUGAAAUAGUGCAGCCUGGACGGGUUUUUCUCAAAGAAGGAACUCUGAUGAAGCUAUCUCGGAAAGUGAUGCAGCCCCGAAUGUUUUUCCUGUUUAAUGAUGCCUUGCUGUAUACAACCCCAGUGCAGUCUGGGAUGUAUAAACUGAACAACAUGCUCUCAUUGGCUGGAAUGAAGGUUAGAAAACCCACCCAAGAAGCAUAUCAGAAUGAAUUAAAGAUUGAAAGUGUAGAGCGUUCCUUCAUUCUCUCAGCCAGUUCUGCCACAGAAAGAGAUGAAUGGCUAGAAGCGAUUUCCAGAUCAAUAGAAGACUAUGCCCGGAAAAGAAUCACCUUCUGUCCUAGUAGGAGUCUUGAAGAGGCAGACUCAGAAAAUAAAGAGGAAGUUAGUCCUCUUGGGUCAAAGGCUCCCAUCUGGAUUCCUGAUACCAGAGCCACAAUGUGUAUGAUCUGCACAAGUGAAUUUACUCUGACCUGGAGACGACACCACUGCCGAGCCUGUGGAAAGAUUGUAUGCCAAGCUUGUUCAUCAAAUAAGUAUGGCUUAGAUUACCUGAAAAAUCAACCAGCAAGAGUAUGUGAACAUUGUUUCGAAGAACUGCAAAAAUUAGAUCACCAGCACUCCCCUAAGAUUGGAUCUCCUGGAAAUCACAAAUCUCCUUCGAGUGCCUUAUCUUCAGUCUUACAUAGUAUUCCAUCAGGGAGGAAACAGAAAAAAAUCCCAGCUGCUCUCAAAGAAGUAAGUGUUCCCAUUAAACUUGCAAUAUGA